Messenger RNA from Periconia digitata, 1029 nucleotides. NCBI's taxonomy places the organism in Eukaryota, Fungi, Ascomycota, Dothideomycetes, Pleosporales, Periconiaceae. The record is from the annotation of a GenBank genome assembly.
AUGACGGACGCCACAGCAGCAGCGGCUACCAACGGAGGAGGAGGGGAUGAGAGAGCGUCUCUCACUGCACGCCAGAUCCCAGAAAUGACGCUCUCGACGGCGUCGAACCCAUUGACGGCACCGAGGACGCCUCCUGAAGGACUGACGAAUGCGCAGAGAGCGGAGCAUCGAUUCAAAGUUCAGGGGAAUGUUGUUAGUAUGUGCAUUUCUAUUGCUGACUUUCAUGUCGAGGUAUUUUUCGACCAGUCUUUGGCGGAGAUUGGAGGGUUUUCCGACUAUGAAAGAAGCAGUUUCACAGGCGGAGCAGGAACACUCGCCCUAGAAGCCGCUCGCGCACUCCUAGAACACGGCGCAACGGGCCUCGCCCUCUGGGACCUCAACCCAGACCAAUCCCUCACAGCAAUAACCGCGCUCCACAAAUCCUUCCCACACGCACGCAUAAUCACCUCCCCCGUCGACGUGCGCUCCGAGUCGUCCAUCGCCUCAGCCCUCUCCAGCACAAUCCAAGUUCUGGGCCCCAUCAGCACGCUCUGCUGCUUCGCAGGCGUCGUAGGCUGCACGCACGCCAUGGACAUGCCCGCAGACGAAUGGCGCCGCACCCACGACAUCAACCUCACGGGCUCGUUCCUCUGCGCGCAAGCCCUCGCCCGCCACUUCCGCGACCAGCGCACCCCCGGCGCCAUCGUCUUCACUGCCUCCAUCUCCGCGCAUGCCACCAAUUUCCCGCAACCCCAGGCUGCGUAUAAUUCCAGCAAAGCGGCGCUGCUGAGCUUGACCAAGAGUCUUGCCGCUGAGUGGAGCGCGUGCGGGAUUAGAGUCAAUGCGAUUAGUCCGGGUUACAUGGAUACGAUUCUCAAUGAGGGCGAGGGGUUGGAGCGCGCGAGGAAGAUCUGGAGUGAGCGGAAUCCGAUGGGGAGGAUGGGUGUGCCGUGGGAGUUGACGGGGCCGUUGGUGCUGCUGUGCAGUGAGGCGGGCAAAUAUAUGAAUGGCACGGAUUUGGUUGUUGAUGGUGGGGCUAUGGUGUUUUAG